AUGAAUGAUCAACCUCUUCUUAACCAGCGAGUCCAUGAUAUUCUUGAGCGACGGCGCCGUGAAGGAAGCCUGCUGAUCCCCCCAUCCCCACGGUCGCAUGAUACCGUUGACUUUGGCUCUAAUGACAUUCUCUCUCUGUCAUCCUCCCGUGUCCUGAGCAAAGCGUUCCUGGAUGAAAUUGCAAAGCAUCCGGACUUUGAGAUAGGAAGUCCUGGUGGACGUGUGGGGGGAGGCCCGACUGCGUACCUGACCGAGGUCGAGAGCUUCAUCGCCAGAGUACACAGGGCCGAAUCAGCGACCUAUUUCAAUUCCGGUUACGACGCAAAUGUCGCCAUCUGGUCAUCUAUUCCACGGAAAGGAGACGUGAUUAUCCACGACAAGGAGACUCAUGCCAGCACCUACGACGGCAUGCGACACAACCGUGCAACCCAGAUACCCUUUGCCCACAACAAUGUUGAUUCAUUCCGGAAAAGUGUACGUUCAGCUCAGAGCCAGUUUCCGGAAAUUGCAGCUGGAAAGAAGCUUGUCUUCUUCGCAGUCGACUCCUUCUACAGCAUCGCUGGAGACAUCGUACCGAUUCACCAGUUACUUCUUGUGGCGGCGGAACUACUGCCGCAUAAGAACUACGUAUUUGUUGUUGACGAAGCUCAUUCCAAUGGCCUGCUGGGUCCCAACGGCUCCGGUUUUAUUUCCUUCUGGGGCUUGGAGGCCGAGGUGGCCAUCAGGGUACAUACUUUUGGCAAAGGGCCCGGAGCUACUGGUGCGGCUGUCUUGGCAACGAAGGACAUUAAGCUCAUGUUGCUGAACUUUGCCCGUAAUCUGAUCUUUAGCACCGGCCCAACGUUCCCAGCACUGGCGACAGUCAAAGCAAGCUAUAAUCUGAUCACAAGCCAGGAAGGCGAAAAGCGGCGCGAAUCACUGCAAAAGAACAUAAUUCACUUCUACAGGGGUCUCGAGGCACACCCGCAAUGGAAAAAGAUAGAACAGCUAGGUAUACUGCGAGUCCCUCUACUCCAGGAUUGGGACAUGCGGCCCUUUCAAACCCCCAUAAUAGUUUUGUAUACACAGGAAGGGCAGAGUAAGCCACUCGCGGACGAGCUUGGUCGGCGAAAAUAUCGCGUUCAACAAGGGGGACAUCCAUUUGUACCGCGGGGAUUGGAAGGCAUACGCAUCAUGAUUCAUGCAGGAAACACUGAGCAGGAAAUUGAUGGACUCCUGGAAGCUGUCAUAGCCUGGAGCGAUACCCGCUCUAAAACUAUGGCCGAGGUCUCUCUAAGGAGUAAACUCUAG
This is a messenger RNA of Aspergillus pseudoviridinutans, 1290 nucleotides long. Its product is annotated as aminotransferase class I/II-fold pyridoxal phosphate-dependent enzyme. The transcript has 3 exons. Gene Ontology annotation, biological process: biosynthetic process. Gene Ontology annotation, molecular function: pyridoxal phosphate binding. The record is from RefSeq and is a predicted model, not a curated record. Lineage: Eukaryota; Fungi; Ascomycota; Eurotiomycetes; Eurotiales; Aspergillaceae. The coding region runs from base 1 to 1290 and encodes 429 amino acids.